This is a messenger RNA of Papaver somniferum (opium poppy), 846 nucleotides long. RefSeq lists its product as uncharacterized. NCBI's taxonomy places the organism in Eukaryota, Viridiplantae, Streptophyta, Magnoliopsida, Ranunculales, Papaveraceae. The transcript is spliced from 2 exons. The coding region runs from base 1 to 846 and encodes 281 amino acids. The record is from RefSeq and is a predicted model, not a curated record.
AUGGGUUUAUCCCUUGUGGAAGAUAAUGCUAAAGUCUUAAUUGGUGAUGGUCGAAAUACUUCUCUUUACUAUGACGUAUGGGUGGGUGAUGAGUCCAUAGCUGAAAUUCUUGAAGACUUUUCCUUGGAUCGUACACUGCCGUUAAAUGGUGGUGAUUGUAUGGUGUGGAAGCCCAGCUAUUCUGGCAAGUCUAUUGUCAGUUCUGCUAAGAACUUGAUCCGUAAGAAGUAUGCCAAGCUGGAGGGAACAAACUUGUUAUGGAGAAAGGCCAUUCAUCCUGCCUUAGCUGCGAGAAACUGGAAAAUCCUUACGGGCGCUUGUGCUACUCUGGAUAAAGUCCAAAGCCGGUUUAAAAUUCAGAUUGCAAACAAGUGUUGUUUGUGUAAUUCUGAAGAGGAGACGCUGGACCACCUGUUGUGGCAUUGUUUUUUUGCUGAGAAAGCUUGGAAAUGGAUUGCAGACAUUUUUGGUGUCCAUUCGCAUUUGCAGCUGACAACAGUAUACAAGGCAGCAAGGGGGAGAAGUGGGGUGUUCAAGGAGCUGUGGUUGUUGACAAAUUUGGUGGUGCGAUCGGAGCUGUGGCAGACUAGGAACAGAUUUGUUUAUGAGAAUAAAAAACUUUGCUGGAUUUUCUUUCAAAAAAGUGUGUUUAACCAAGUACAUGAUUACUCAAGACGACUUAAGGGUUUCAUGCACUAUUCUGUGGAGGAUCUCAAAUUUAUGGAAUUCUUUAAACUGGCGCAUAGACUGGUUCAGUUUCAUGAACCUGUUGAGUGUAAGUGGACUGUACCGGAGAUGGACGAAUUGCUGCUGUGCUGUGACGGUGCUGCUCAUGGGAAUCCGUGA